Molecule: messenger RNA, 630 nt
Organism: Ostrinia nubilalis (European corn borer)
Lineage: Eukaryota; Metazoa; Arthropoda; Insecta; Lepidoptera; Crambidae
Exons: 1
Coding region: 1-630 (209 amino acids)
Source: RefSeq, a predicted model, not a curated record
AUGGGCAAUGAAGAAAUUUUAAAAGUCAGCGUAAGAGUCCCGCCCUUCUGGCCUGAGGAGCCUGCGUUGUGGUUUGCCCAGGUUGAAUCACAGUUUGUCCUAUCGGGUAUAACUAAGGACGAGACUAAGUUCUACUACUUGGUUGCGCAGUUAGACCACCAAUAUGCCAUCGAGGUGAAGGACAUCAUCACCAGCCCACCUCCAGCGGACAAGUACGAAAAGCUGAAAUCCGAACUAAUUAAACGACUGUCAGCUUCUCAGGAGAAGAGGAUUAAGCAGCUUCUGAUUCACGAAGAGCUGGGCGAUCGGAAGCCGUCUCAGUUCCUGCGUCACCUGUCGGGUUUGGCUGGUCCCUCGGUGUCUUCUGACUUCCUGCUCACUCUGUGGUCCAGCAGGCUGCCGCAGAACAUCCAGACGGUCAUCGCCUCUCAAAUGGACCUCGAUAAGGACAAACUCGGCGAGUUGGCUGAUAAGGUUUAUGAGAUCGCACCAUCAACUCCGCAAGUCGCCAGCACUUCCUCUGCUGCAGUUCCCUACAGCGACAUGGAACACCAGAUCGCAGAGUUGACCAAGCAAGUGGCUAUGGCGGAUGGCCGCCACAGGUCCCUUUUCAGUACUAUCUCUAAGUGA